UACCCAAGGAACACAUCUACCGGCAUCCGUUCGCCGCCUCCGCGCAUUAUCCCAACACAAACACAAUCCUCAUCCCGGCAUCUUCACAUUUCCACCAUGAACGCCACCGUCAACAAUUCCCUUCCGGCGUGGAGAACCUACUCCAACGAACUAACCGCCUGGUUCACCAUCAUGCUCAUCUUCUGCAUCCUCGGUGGAUUUUUCAACACAUGUUUAUUCCUGAUUAUCAUAACCAGCCAGAAACUGCGCUCGGGAUCGGGUUACUUAAUCGCGCAUCUGUUAUUGACCAACGCGGUAUUAUGCUCCGUACAUAUGUUGAUCUUAUCCGUCUCCACGUAUUUUUACGCACCGGUUAAUCCACUCUCCGAUACAUUCUGCCAACACACUUUAUUAUGGUACUACGCUUCCCUGGAUUCCGUUAACUACACGUCGCUUUUAAUCGGGAUUAAUCGCCUAAUCGCUAUAAUCUUCCCGCAUCACUAUCCUCACCUAACCACGAAGCCGGUGACCUUUUCCAUGGUCCUGUUCCCCUGGAUGAUCGGUUUCACCCUCGCCUUGCUCGUCUACUUUCGCCAGGGCGCCGUUUUCCAGUCGACCCCGCCGUGGGGGACGUGCGGGGUGGCGCCCGCCCCGGAGACGGUCACCUACACCGUUAUCACCCAUCUGGCCGCGACGGUGCCCAUUACCGCCCUGGGCGGCGUCUACCUGCUGAUUUUUUUACAUGUGGGCGUGGAGAUUGUCCGCCGGCAGCGGCAGGUGGUGGCCGCGGAGGCCGUGAAGGAGGUGCGGAAGCGGGUGGUGUUCCGGCGCCGGUGGCGGAGUGUGCGGAUGCUCUUCGUGUCGUAUGUGUGGUAUACGUGCUGUCUGAUGCCGGCGCCCAUUGCCGCGGGGGUGUUCGCCGGGGCGUACACGUCGCAGCCGGUGUUGGCGUUGUUUUUACGCGCGCUGCUGUUGUUCGGGUAUGCGACGAUUCCGGUUGUUUGUCUGAGCAUCAACGCGGAUUACAAAAAUCGCUGCCGGAUGGUAUUAUCCAGGAUUCACUCGUACUGCACCGGUGAUAUCGGACAUGCGACGGCAGAUGGUGUUCAACGUCGCUUUACUCUGACGCAGUCACAACUCAAAGAGGUCGAUUAA
Messenger RNA from Paramacrobiotus metropolitanus, 1134 nucleotides. RefSeq lists its product as uncharacterized. The record is from RefSeq and is a predicted model, not a curated record. The coding region runs from base 97 to 1134 and encodes 345 amino acids. Lineage: Eukaryota; Metazoa; Tardigrada; Eutardigrada; Parachela; Macrobiotidae. Gene Ontology annotation, molecular function: G protein-coupled receptor activity. Gene Ontology annotation, biological process: G protein-coupled receptor signaling pathway. The transcript is spliced from 2 exons. Gene Ontology annotation, cellular component: membrane.